Molecule: messenger RNA, 960 nt
Organism: Olea europaea var. sylvestris
Lineage: Eukaryota; Viridiplantae; Streptophyta; Magnoliopsida; Lamiales; Oleaceae
Exons: 2
Coding region: 1-960 (319 amino acids)
Source: RefSeq, a predicted model, not a curated record
AUGGAUUGGAUGACUGAGAAAAGUGAUGAAUUUUAUGGAUUAGGAUCCAAAAAACCAAAUAAAGUUAUUCCUCAAUGCCCUAAAUGCGAGAAGGUGCAUAGAGGAGAGUGCCUAUUUGGGAAAAAUGUGUGCUAUCGAUAUGGCCAAGAAGGACAUUUUGCCCCGAAUUGCAAGGCAUACCCACCUAAAAAAGAUCUUGAGCAAGGGAAGAAAGUGAGAGCCAAAGUUUUUACUUUAACUCAGGAAGAAGCAAAAGAGGAUUCGAACGUAAUGGCAGGUAUUCUAUUAAUAUUUGAACUACCUGCAUAUGUUCUUAUAAACUCAGAAGCUACUCAUUCAUUUGUUUCUACCACUUUUAUUGCUAAAUCAUGUGUUGCAUAUGAGAAAAUCGAUAGUCUUCUAGAAAUUUCCAUCCCAUCAGGUAGAAUUAUGAACACUAAUCAGAUCGCUAAGGCAGUGAAGUUAGAAAUGAAUGGAAAAGAAUUAAAGGCUGAUUUAUACCUCCUAGACAUGAAAGACUUCGACGUCAUUCUAGGAAUGGAUUGGUCGGGAAGCAACCAUGCAACCAUUCGAUGUUUUGAAAAAGAAGUAAUUUUUCAAAAGCUUGGGGAGGAAAAGUUUCGAUUUUGUACUGUACGAGUUAAAUCUUUACCUAGACUUGUAUUAGUCAUGAAGGCAGAAAAGAUGUUAAAGAAAAGAUCUUGCCAGGGAUUUCUGGUGAGUAUACAUGGAACUCAGCAUUCAGAACUUACUAUUGGUAAUGUGCCAAUUGUACGAGAUUUCAUUGAUGUAUUCCCUGAUGACUUACCUAGCGUACCACCUGAUAGACAAUUAGAGUUUACAAUUGACCUCGUACCCGGAGCAUCUCCAGUAACUAAAGCUCCAUACAGGAUGGCACCAAAAGAACUUCAAGAAUUAAAGAUACAUUUACAGGAAUUGUUGGAUAAAGGUUACAUCUGA